UACAUUUUAGUCCCCGCUUUCACGGCUGGGCUGGUCUGUGGUCGCCUAGCCCAAAGCCUAGCCAAGCAGCCGUCUUCAAAAGCUUUCAUCGGGGUUUUGGGUCUCUCAAUCGAGAUCGGACCCAAUGCGGAGACAAAAUGAUUCCUCGUUAGAGUUCAUAGCAAUGAGAUCUCAGGUUUUUUUCUUUUUCUUUCUCCUUCAUUUCUCUUGAAUUCAGUUUUCUUUGAAUCGAAUUCCUGGUUGUUCUCUGAAGUUUCAAUUCCAUGGAAGAACAAACCACCCCGAAACUGAAAAAACCUCCAAAACCCAGCAAGCCCAUUACAGAGCUAUGGUGGUUUUUCGCCGCAGCCGCCUGCGUAAAGCUGCUACUGAUCCCAGCCUACAAAAGCACAGACUUUGAGGUCCAUCGCCACUGGCUUGCUAUAACCCACUCUCUGCCUCUCUCUCAAUGGUACUUUGACGAGACCAGCCCUUGGACCCUUGACUACCCUCCAUUCUUUGCCUACUUUGAGCGCUUCCUAUCCAUUUUUGCCAAUCUCAUUGACCCACAAAUUGUUCACGUCCAAAAGGGCUUGAAUUACAGCUCAAACACAGUGCUUUAUUUCCAAAGAAUCUCUGUUAUCUUCUCGGAUUUGUGUCUUUUGUACGGGGUUUAUAGAUUGACUAGGAAGUUGUAUUCAACGAGGCAAAAACUGAUGUGGGUACUGGUGGUUUGGUCUCCAAUGCUUGUGAUUCUGGAACGUUUGCAUUUUCAGUACAAUGGAUUUUUCCUUGGGAUUUUGUUGAUUUCGCUUUCUUAUUUGGAGGAAGGGAGGGACUUGAUGGGUGGACUGGUUUUUGCCGUGUUGUUGUGUUUCAAGCAUUUGUUUGCUGUGGCGGCACCAGUUUAUUUUGUCUACUUGUUGUGGCAUUAUUGCUGGAAAGGAUUUGUGAGAGGUUUCUGGCGGCUUUUCAUUUUGGGAGCUAUUGUUGUGGCUGUUUUUGCAGUGGCUUAUAGACCCUUUAUCUAUCAUGGACAAGUAAUCUCUAUGGCUUUGACAGUUUGUCUUUAGAUGGUUAUUGGCCAUCAUCGUCGUAUUACUCUUAUCUGUUUUUAUGAAGAAAUCUCAGAGCUUAUUAACCUUUGCAUGUGUGAAUACUCACCAAAGCAAUGAAUGGCUGGGAAUUUUUCCUCUGCAAAUGGGAUUUUUAUGAGAGCUGAAUAUAUGUUAUACUACGGAAAGAAAUAGUAAGCGAGUUCUUAGGUGUGCCAAUUCUAUGUUUUCUGUUUUGUGUUGAGACCAUCUGGCUUCCUCCUGUCAUGUUGAUUAAUCGAUAUUUUUGUAUUAGCAUCGGAAAACGGAGAUUUCAUACAAAGGACCCACUAGUGUAGUAGUUUGGAACCAUUGCUCUCCUAGGCAAGGUCCUGGGUUUGAAUCCUAGCAUCCGUGUAGCUUGUGUGAGUUUAGUAUACUAUCACUCUUGUCCUAAAAACAGAGAUGUCGUUGAAAGAAUACUGACAGGCUUAAUGUGUAAAAUGGUGAACUGAUUUAGUAGAUAAUCAUUUUGUUUA
This is a messenger RNA of Prunus persica (peach), 1552 nucleotides long. RefSeq names its product probable dolichyl pyrophosphate Glc1Man9GlcNAc2 alpha-1,3-glucosyltransferase. The coding region runs from base 264 to 1052 and encodes 262 amino acids. Gene Ontology annotation, cellular component: endoplasmic reticulum membrane. The record is from RefSeq and is a predicted model, not a curated record. Gene Ontology annotation, biological process: protein N-linked glycosylation. The transcript has a single exon. Gene Ontology annotation, molecular function: dolichyl pyrophosphate Glc1Man9GlcNAc2 alpha-1,3-glucosyltransferase activity. NCBI's taxonomy places the organism in Eukaryota, Viridiplantae, Streptophyta, Magnoliopsida, Rosales, Rosaceae.